AUGACGACUACAUCAAAGACAGUCAAGUCUGAGCAGGGCCUCGGCAAUCGAGCCCUGCUUGACAAGAUGGACAAGCUUCGAGAGCUUGGUAUCUCGAACAUGGUCCCGCUUCCUCAGAUGGUGGUAGUAGGUGACCAGAGUGCUGGAAAGUCGAGUGUUCUCGAAUCUCUCACUGGCUUUCACUUCCCGCGCUCAGUGACACUCUGCACUCGUCACGCGACCGAAAUCAUUUGUCGACGAGAAGAGACUCAGAGUAUCGUCGUAUCCAUUCACGCUGCCGAUGCCGACUCCGAACAAGCUCGUUCUUUUCAUCGAACGGCCACUAAUCUCGACGCCGAGGAGUUCGCCCAGAUUUUCCAAGAUGCAGCCAAGGUCAUGGGCAUCAAGUCAGAUUCUGAAGAUGAUUCCACAGGCUCUGCAUUCAGUCGUGAUGUCCUUCGCGUUGAAAUCAGUGGCCCCAACGAGGAUCAUUUGACUGUCAUCGAUGUCCCUGGCAUGUUCGAGAACGUCACUCCUGGAGUGACCACCAAGGAGGAUAUCGAGCUUGUCAAGGGCAUGGUGCAGAAAUACAUUAAGGAAUCUCGAACUAUCAUCCUUGCUGUCGUCCCUUGCAACGGCGAUAUCGCCAAUCAAAAGAUUCUCACGUACGCCAAGGAAGUCGAUCCCGAGGGCCAGCGCACCCUGGGUGUCCUGACCAAGCCUGACCUGGUCACCGAGAAUGCCAACAAGGAGGUCGUACUCAACCUUGUUCGUGGUGGGCGCCGUGAUCUCGAGCUCGGGUACUGCAUCGUCAAGAACAGAAGUGCGGAUGACAGUUCCUCCAGCCCUGAAGAACGCACUCGCUCAGAGAAAGAGUUCUUCUCCGAGUCCCCAUGGACCAGAAUCUCUUCUGAUCGAUGCGGUAUUCCAGCCCUCAAGAUCCGUGUCCAACAGCUUCUAAUGGAUCGCACAAAGAGCGAGUUUCCCAAGGUUCGUUCCGAGCUUGAUUCUAAGCGCAAAGAGUGCGAGGCUCUCCUCAAAUCAAUGGGCCAGUCACGAGGUACCGAAGCAGAGCAGCGUGUCUAUAUCGGCAACAUCGCUGCCCGGUUUGCACAGAUCACAAACUACGGCCUUGACGCUUAUUACACCAGGCACAGAAUCUUUGAGAAUGAGGAGCUCAAGCUUAUUACUCGCAUCCGUGAGAUCAACGAGGGGUUUGGAAAGGUUCUCUUCGAAAAGGGACAUACGCGAAACUUUUUUGAGUCUGACAAAGGUAAAGUGGAAAAGCCAGAUCAAGACAGUGAUGGUUUUGAUGAACUCGAUGUGAAAUGCUAUGAUGUCAGUAGAGAGGAUCUGUAUGAGGAGACGACAUUCGAGAUUCCUUUGCUUGGCCAAGACGACUUGAUGGAUGACAUUCUUUACGAACCGUAUUAUUGCGACGAGCCUCUGGAUGAAGACAUACUGUCCCACAUUGAGAAACAGUACUUGACCUCGCGAGGCUACGAGAUUGGAACUUUCAGCGGCGAAAUGAUCCCCGUCACGUUCAAAGAACAAUCAAAGAAAUGGCGUCCCCUGACUCAAGCACACGUCUCCAACGCCAUUCUCAUUGUCCACCACUUCAUCCGAACGGUUCUAGACUCGUGCUGUCCUGAUCCUCUGAUCCGCGGUCAACUCUGGGAGUUCCUUCUCGAAGAUCUCCAAAAACGCUACCGUCGUGCCAUCGACCAUGUCGAGUUUCUGCUCGAGGUCGAAUUCGAGGGUAAAAGCAUGACGUACGACCCAAACUUCAACGACGCUCUUGGUCGCCUCAAGUUUGCCCACGUUAAGGGCCUUGGAAAAGACGUUGAGAAAGUCAUAGCCUCCUGGUCAGUGGAAGAAUCCACCACCAUGAGAAGUUUGGCGGCAGCAGCCCGUAAAAUUAUUGAACAGAAGCUUGACGGAGAGACCGCCCUCGAUACAACCCGUCGGGAUAUUCACAAUGUUCUUCACACCUUCUACGACAACGCCCGCAUUCGCUUCGUGGAUGUUGUUUGCCAGCAAGUUAUCGAUCACUUCCUCCUUCAUGCCUCAAAUGGUCCUCUUGCAGUAUUUUCUGAGAGAGUUGCUCUUCAAAUGACUCCUGAGCAACUUGAAGCAAUCGCUGGCGAGGAUAUGCUCAGCAAAGACCGCCGCGAUAAGCUGACUCGCGACAUUGCUAACCUGAAGGAGGCUCUCAAGGUUCUCCGUGGUUAA
Molecule: messenger RNA, 2211 nt
Organism: Fusarium pseudograminearum CS3096
Lineage: Eukaryota; Fungi; Ascomycota; Sordariomycetes; Hypocreales; Nectriaceae
Exons: 4
Coding region: 1-2211 (736 amino acids)
Cellular component (GO): cytoplasm; microtubule; membrane
Molecular function (GO): GTPase activity; GTP binding; microtubule binding
Source: RefSeq, a predicted model, not a curated record